Fusarium poae is the source of this 723-nucleotide messenger RNA. RefSeq lists its product as uncharacterized. Gene Ontology annotation, biological process: cristae formation. Lineage: Eukaryota; Fungi; Ascomycota; Sordariomycetes; Hypocreales; Nectriaceae. Gene Ontology annotation, cellular component: MICOS complex; mitochondrial crista junction. The transcript has 2 exons. The record is from RefSeq and is a predicted model, not a curated record. Bases 1 to 723 code for a protein of 240 amino acids.
AUGGGCUUUACCACCGGCUUCACCGGCGGUGUCACGCUCACCCUCUCCCUUGCCUAUCUCUCAGUGCUCGCUCACCAGCGCACUCGUGAGCAACAAGGCUCAGCGCUUCGCGCCCAAGCUCUCGCUCUCCAGGGCUUGAUCGACCCUCUGCCACCGCUGCCACCGCCUACGCGGUCCGAAGUCGCAGCAGCCCAAAGGGCUAAGACUGUUGAGAUCGCCAAGGACCGAUGGAACACUGAAGUCGAGAACGCAGCACGAUGGGUGCAGCACACCGAUUGGGUCCAAGUACGUGAAGGUCUUGAGGAGACUGCAUCACGACUCUGGGCUCGAGCCGUCGGCGCUAGCCCUUCAGAAGUUGCCGACCAGGCUGGACAAAAAGCAAAGGAUGCUGAGCGACGAGCAAAGCCUUUCGUGAAGGAAGAGGCUGCCAAGCUUGGUGACGCCAGUGGAAAGGUCGCAGCGGCGGCCAAGAGCGCUUACAAAAAGGCAAAGGCCGAGACCAAGGAGUUUGCCAGCGUUAUUCUGGAUCACAGCAAGGAUAAGGAGAAUGUCGAUAUUGCUCAAGAGGAUGGAACUCUUUCCGCACUGACCCCUGUGGAGCGAGCUCUCCAACAACGAUUUAACAAGCCCGAGGACAAGGUGAACAAGACAGUGGAGGAUGCACUGAGCGAGAGAUACAAGCCUAUGGACUCUAGGGAUAACACACAACUGAGGGGGGUCUAA